AUGAUACAAACGAUGGAGGAAGGAGUGAGUAAGGUGCUGUCCAGUGUGGUGCAGGAUGUCGAUCUGGUCGUCAGCGGCAACAGUGGAGCUCAGAUUGUGCAGGAGUUACUGAGCGCUCCAUGGCUCUGUGCUCUGCUCAAGAUGUACGAGAGUCUGCUGCAGUUCCAGAGGCUGAGGCCCAGUCCUCUACUGCCGUACUCCACUGGUCUCUCACACGAGAUAAUGUGUGUGAUGUCGAAGAUCCCACGCCCGUCAUCUGAAGCCAGAGAGCUGUUUCGACUCCUCUGCUCUCCUCACAUGAAGGCUCUGCUCAGGUCACAUGACACUGUAGCUCAGCAGGACUUUGACCCGGUCCUGGAACCUCUGCCCGAUGACCUCCCUGAUGAUGAGGAGGCCGUGCGCAUCGUGUGUCUCGUUAAGAACAACCAACCACUGGGCGCAACAAUAAAACGGGAUGAGAAGAAUGGAGAGAUCUACAUCGCCAGAGUCAUUCAUGGAGGACUGGCUGAUCGCAGCGGUCUCCUUAAUGCUGGUGAUGUUUUGCUUGAGGUGAAUGGAAACCCAGUGGCAGGUUUAGAGCCAGAGCAAGUCAUAAAAAUACUGGUUAAUUCACACGGCACAAUUUUGUUCAAAGUCAUCCCAAACUCAAGUCAGACCUGCAGCACCCAAAAGCCAGUGUACAUGCGAGCGAUGGUGGACUACUGCCCCCUGGAGGACAGCUCUAUCCCCUGUCCUGCUGCAGGCGUGGGCUUCUCUCGGGCCGAUAUUCUGGAGGUGGUGGACCAGUCGGACGGACAGUGGUGGCAGGCGCGCAGACUCCCCUCCUCUGGCUCCUGCGCUGGACUCAUCCCCUCUGCCAGCAACCUCAAGAGUAAGCAGAGGGAGCAGUGGUGGUGUCAGCCUUUACAGUCUCACACCUGCAUCAAACCACAGAAAGACCAAACUGAAAUGGAUGACCAGAACAUUGCAGCAGAUGCAGAAGAUUUAAACAUGGGUGGCUGGUUUCGUAGAAGUUUUCGUUUCUGGCGGAGGAGUUCAUUGAGGAGGAGGAGGCAGUCUUGUUCAUCCUGUUGCCCCGGGAACAGCGCUUUGGCCACGCCCUACGAGGAAGUGACUCUGUACCAGCGCCCCCUAGAGGACACGCACAGACUCAUCGUUCUUGUGGGUGCAUCAGGUGUUGGAGUCAAUGAACUGAGGAAGAGGCUGAUCAGAAUCAACCCUUUAAUUUUCCAGGGACCUGUUCCACACACGUCGAGGCCGAUGAGAGCGGAGGAGCAGACUGGACGAGAGUACCAUUUUGUGAAUAGAGAGCAGUUUGAUCAAAUGAUCUCCAACCACAGGUUUGUAGAGUACGGGGAGCACAGGGGACAUCUGUAUGGAAUCAGUUUUGAGGCGACUGAAGAAGUCCUUCAGCAGGGACGGAUCUGUGUCAUCGACGUUGAACCAAGAAGUAUCCAGUCGCUGCGGACGAAGACGCUAAAACCUUUUGUCAUUUUCGUCAAAGUUCCAGAGUCUGACAAACUUAGAGAAACCAGGAGAGAGGCUCAGAUUUUAACCAAACACGGCCAGAACCGGACGUUUACGGAGGAGGACUUUGUGGAGCUGGAGGACACGUCUAAACUCAUUGAACUGAAGUACAGGCAGUUCUUCGACUGUGUUUUAGUGAACGGAGAUCUGAACCAGUCCUGUCUCCAGCUCUGCUCCAUGGUCCAACGCGCCCAGGACCAAGAGAACUGGGUCCCUGUGAGCUGGACCAGAGAAGACUAA
Molecule: messenger RNA, 1767 nt
Organism: Boleophthalmus pectinirostris (great blue-spotted mudskipper)
Lineage: Eukaryota; Metazoa; Chordata; Actinopteri; Gobiiformes; Gobiidae
Product: MAGUK p55 subfamily member 4-like
Exons: 18
Coding region: 1-1767 (588 amino acids)
Cellular component (GO): plasma membrane; adherens junction
Molecular function (GO): protein binding
Source: RefSeq, a predicted model, not a curated record